AUGGAAGGAGUGUCCGAAGGUCUGAUCAUCGGAAUCACGGUUGGGGUGGUGAUAGGUGUGCUGCUGGCUCUUGGGAUACUGCUGUGCUUGAGGUAUCGGCGUUCCCAGACGCAGAUAAGGAGUAGCAGCUCGAGGAGGGCAUCGACAGUCCCCAUCCGUACCAAUGGUGUUAAUACUUGUGCCAUGCUCUCAAACUCGACUACAGGGCAGGAGUCCCCGAGGGAGCUUGAAGACCGUGCGAGUUCUCUGUGGAUCGAAGGGCCUGGUAGAAAGAGCAUGAUUUCAGCUUCUGGUAUACCCAAAUAUGCAUACAAGGAACUACAGAAAGCUACCAGCAAUUUCACAACAUUAUUAGGUCAAGGAGCCUUCGGUCCUGUUUACAGAGCAGAAAUGUCUUCUGGUGAGAUAUUGGCUGUUAAAGUGCUUUCGAACAAUUCAAAGCAAGGUGAAAAGGAGUUUCAAAAUGAGGUCUUACUUCUUGGGCGAUUACACCACAGGAAUCUGGUGAAUUUGGUUGGCUAUUGUGCUGACAAAGGGCAACAUAUGUUAUUGUAUGCAUACAUGCCUAAUGGGAGCCUUGCAUCACACUUAUAUGGUGAAAACAGUGCACCACUGAAGUGGGAUUUAAGAGUGAACAUUGCUCUGGAUGUUGCUAGGGGUUUGGAGUACUUGCAUGAUGGGGCUGUUCCUCCAGUAGUCCACCGUGACAUCAAAUCUCCUAACAUUUUGCUGGACCAGGCAAUGCAUGCUAGGGUUGCUGACUUUGGAUUAUCUAGAGAGGAAAUGGUUACUCGCAAUGGAGCCAAUAUACGAGGAACUUAUGGAUAUCUUGAUCCAGAGUAUGUAUCCACACGAUCAUUCACAAAGAAGAGUGACGUGUACAGCUACGGUGUUUUGCUAUUCGAACUGAUUGCUGGCAGAAACCCACAACAGGGUCUAAUGGAAUAUGUUGAGCUUGCUGCAAUCAACGCUGAUGGGAAAACUGGGUGGGAAGAAAUUGCAGAUUCUCGGUUAGAAGGCGCAUUUGACGUGGAGGAGCUCAAUGACAUGUCUGCUGUUGCCUACAGAUGCGUAAGCCGUGUGUCCCGCAAGCGCCCAGCAAUGCGAGAUGUCGUCCAGGCUCUGACCCGUGUGUUGAAGCACAGCCGCAGCAGGAAGCAUCACAGCAACAGGCAUCCACAGGCAAGGGCAGAUGAUGAAUCUGUGGACCUGGAGGGGUCCGAGGUUCAGUCGUCCUUCUCUGGUCUUCAGAGAGAGGAGUCAGUUGGCAGCGUUUCGGAGCUGCCAGAUGUCUGA
This is a messenger RNA of Miscanthus lutarioriparius, 1296 nucleotides long. NCBI's taxonomy places the organism in Eukaryota, Viridiplantae, Streptophyta, Magnoliopsida, Poales, Poaceae. The record is from the annotation of a GenBank genome assembly.